Macadamia integrifolia is the source of this 1365-nucleotide messenger RNA. Its product is annotated as beta-glucosidase 18-like. Gene Ontology annotation, biological process: carbohydrate metabolic process. The transcript is spliced from 11 exons. The record is from RefSeq and is a predicted model, not a curated record. Bases 16 to 1365 code for a protein of 449 amino acids. Gene Ontology annotation, molecular function: beta-glucosidase activity. Lineage: Eukaryota; Viridiplantae; Streptophyta; Magnoliopsida; Proteales; Proteaceae.
GAUGUAUUCUCUAGCAUGCCAGGAAAAAUUAAGGAUGGAAGCAAUGCUAAUGUUGCAGAUAAUCACUACCACUUUUACAAGAAAGAUUUGGAGCUAAUGCAUUCUCUUGGAGUGAAUGCUUACAGAUUUUCAAUUUCAUGGUGUAGAAUCCUCCCAAGAGGUAGAUUUGGGGAGGUUAAUCCUGCUGGAAUUGAAUUCUAUAACAAUCUAAUAAAUUCUCUGCUACUCCAAGGGAUACAACCAGUUGUUACAUUGAACCAUUUUGAUAUUCCUCAAGAACUUGAAGACCAAUAUGGAUCAUGGACGAGUCCAGAAAUACAGAAAGAUUUUGGGUAUUUGGCGGAGAUAUGUUUUGAAGCCUUUGGCAAUAGAGUGAAACACUGGAUCACAUUCAAUGAACCAAACAUCUUCAUUAAAUUUGGUUACAUGACUGGUGAAUUCCCACCCAACCAUUGCACGCAACCAUCAGCUAAUUGCAAAUUUGGAAGAGCAGCCAAUGAACCUUAUAUCGUUGCACAUAACAUGAUAUUGUCACAUGCCACUGCAGUAGAGAUUUACAGGACAAAAUAUCAGUAUAAGCAAGGAGGUAUGAUCGGAAUUGUGCUGAAUGGGAUAUGGUAUGAGCCACUUAGAAAUGUCACAACAGAUCAUUUAGCAGCUGAGCGGGCUCUCUCUUUCUUCCAUGCAUGGUUCAUGGAUCCUAUAAUGUAUGGUGAAUACCCUUCAGACAUGCGUCAAAUUUUGGGUCCUAUGUUACCUACAUUUUCAGAAGAAGAGAAGGAGAAACUAACGAAUAAGCUAGACUUUAUUGGAAUUAAUCAUUAUACGACUCUAUAUGCACAAGAUUGCUUGUUUUCUCAAUGCAACUUGACUACCUCACAAAUAGAUGCCUUUGCAUACACCACAGGAGAAAGGGAUGGCAUCCCUAUUGGAGAUCUGACACCCAUGAAAGAUUGUUAUGUGGUUCCUCGCGGUAUGGAGAAAAUCAUCUUGUAUUUCAAGGAGAGAUACAAUAAUACUCCAAUGUUCAUUACAGAAAAUGGAUAUGCAGAUGCAAGUUAUGUUGGUGUUGGUUUAGAUGAUUUGGUCAAUGAUACAAAGAGAGUAGAAUACCUCAGUAGUUAUUUGGCUUCUCUUAACAUGGCCUUGAGGCAUGGAGCAGAUGUAAGGGGUUACUUUGUGUGGUCUCUUCUUGACAACUUUGAGUGGCAAUUUGGGUAUACAUUGAGGUUUGGGAUUCAUUAUGUGGACUAUAAGACACUAGAGAGAAUACCAAAACUCUCUGCAAUGUGGUACAAGCAAUUUCUUGAUGGAGUGAAGAUGGUAGAACAGAAGAACAUUAAAAUCAGACGGCUAUCUUCCUAA